Messenger RNA from Colossoma macropomum (tambaqui), 1969 nucleotides. It is a transcript of the gene eva1c, whose product is annotated as eva-1 homolog C (C. elegans). Gene Ontology annotation, cellular component: extracellular region. NCBI's taxonomy places the organism in Eukaryota, Metazoa, Chordata, Actinopteri, Characiformes, Serrasalmidae. The coding region runs from base 504 to 1766 and encodes 420 amino acids. The record is from RefSeq and is a predicted model, not a curated record. Gene Ontology annotation, molecular function: carbohydrate binding; heparin binding. The transcript is spliced from 8 exons.
CCCCUCUCACAGGAGCGACACUUUUCCUCUAAAACAUUAAAUAUGUCAGGAACGGCGACUUUAUCCCCGCGAGCUCCUAUAAAUCAGCGGAAACUCUCACGGAGACCCACCCGGGGGCUCGGCGGGGUGGUCUGAGCCGCGUGCUCUGAGGGACUCGCACUUGUGGCGCACUUCUUAUUUCCUCGUCUGCUGGCAGGGAGUCACUCCUGAAACAUGUGUCUGUGUGUCACCCGCGGAUGUUCCGUCUCCGGGCUCGCUCUUCUCCCGAGUUUCCUCUCAGAACCGGUUUAAACCAAACGCACUCGAGGCGCGUUGACUGUGGGGUAGAGUCUGUCUGUCUGUCGAGGGGGUCUCAGGCGCGCCGUUACGGUUACUGAGCGCUCAGACUCUGACAGGUGAGGGAGGCGCUGGUUGCCGUUUUAAUUGGGAUUCCUGGUAACCCCCCCACUCCACCCCCGGCGGGGCUUUAAUGAAGCUUUGAUGCAGAAGCCGAGGUGUCGAGUAUGAUGAGCUCCUCCUCAGAGCACGCGGGCUGCUGUUCCCCCAGACCCGGGCGGGCUCUUCAAAUCCUCUACAGCGUCCUCCUGCUCUGGAGCAGAGAAAUGCACGGACUCUCCGACUUCUCAAACUACUUGUUCAGGAUCAUAAACAGUCACUCAGCUCGCGCCCGUGACGGGGAGCGUGCGCUGCUGUCGUGCCCGCGCCACUCUACCAUCGCCGUGCACGCAGCUUUCUACGGGCAGGACGGGGCGCUCACUGGGAAUGACAUCAGCUGCUCCGCGCGCACAGCCUUACAGAAGAUGCUGUCAGAAUGCCAGGGCCAUAGACACUGUCAGGUUCUGGUUCACCAUCAUUUGUUUGGCCGAGACCCUUGCCCCGGGACCCCCAAAUACCUUCAUGUGUCAUACAGCUGCAAACCCACGGAGCAUAAGAACAGGACCAGGUGUGAGGGAGAUCAGAUGCUGCUCCACUGUAAGUAUCCAAAGGUGCUGAACAUCUAUUGGGCCGUGUACGGGAGAGAACUUGGAGAGAGAGAGGCUUGUCUGGCAGAGGAGGAACAGGCACCGCCGUAUGAGUGUUUAUAUCAUGGGGCCUUAAACGCAGUGAGAAGUGUGUGUUAUGGAAAGCAGAGGUGCCUGCUUGCCAUUGAUGAUCAGCAUUUCAGAAACCCCUGCGCCCCUGGAACAAAGAAGUACCUCACCAUCUUCUACUCUUGUGUUCCCCAGAGUUUGCUCAGAGAGGCUGACCCUGACUUUUUCAAAACUACCUCGGCUCCCCAUGAGACCACCAAGGCAGGGGACUUUCCACAUGUCAGAGAUUCCAGAUUACCAGAAAACAAUGGAAUUAUUUUGAGCAGCUCUCUUAUGGCAUAUGGCUACAUUAAAGACCAUGCUGAGAUGGCGGGCCUGCUCUUCGUCUCCGGCGUGUGUCUGGGGCUGCUUGUCAUUCUGCUGGCCAUCUCCGUGAAGCUGACAUGCACCAGGCAUCUUCAAGGAACAGGCUGUCUGAAGAAGAAACAGCCAGAGGAACCAAAAAUUGAAGAUGACGAUGAUGAUGAUGAUGACACUGAUGACGAGGAGGAGUCCGAGCCAUUGAUGGACAGUUCUAUGAUGUCAGACGUGGGCAGGACAGUGUAUUGUUGGGAGGAAAUGACAUAUACCACUGAAGCAGCAGAGCUGAUGGAGAGGCUGGAACGACGGGAGAUGGUCAUCCAAGAGAUCAGGAUGAAUGCGUACCUGAAUGGUACCUCCUGUACUCUUCACUGACCAAUGCACAUUAUUUUGACAGGUUUGCUUCCUUUGCUUUGUUGUAAUGGAUAAAUGCAUGUACACGUAUUGCUGUCAAGUCAUUUAGGAAGUCAGAUGGAUCCUCAGGUGACGAUCACUGUGUGGUCAUUACACGUUACUUAUGCACCUUUCAUAUAUUUCUUAUUAAGUUAUUUAAUACUGAAUUAAAAAAGUUUGAAUAA